Molecule: messenger RNA, 9665 nt
Organism: Mesocricetus auratus (golden hamster)
Lineage: Eukaryota; Metazoa; Chordata; Mammalia; Rodentia; Cricetidae
Gene: Clip1
Product: CAP-Gly domain containing linker protein 1
Exons: 25
Coding region: 1652-8089 (2145 amino acids)
Biological process (GO): cytoplasmic microtubule organization; positive regulation of microtubule polymerization
Cellular component (GO): microtubule plus-end; nucleus; cytoplasm
Molecular function (GO): microtubule plus-end binding
Source: RefSeq, a predicted model, not a curated record
AAUUUAUAUAAUUUGGUUACUAGAAAAUCCAGCAUUACUUAUUUGUCUUGCAACAUAUUCCUGAUGGACAGUGGUAGUCUAGAAAGUUCAGCAGUGUCAACAGAUGUUAAGACUUUCAGCUAGUUCAAAUAGCAUUCACAAGAGGUAGUAAUUGAAUAGUUUGCUCAUAGCUUCCUUGGCCUAGUUUUAAAAAGAGCCUGCAGAGUUGGGAUAAUAAUGACAUCAUCUUCAUCGGUGGCUCAUGAGGUAAGAUAUAGUUCUACUUGGUGCUUAGUUGAAAAUCGCAUCAAUUGGCAUUAUUUUAUGGGUUCUUGUUUUGAUAUUGAGUCAGUUGAAUACGUUUUAAAAAUGGGUUGUAGAUCAGAUAAUCUUGUAAAUUUACUUAGAAGCAGAACAAGCCAGAUCUUCCUGGCCACGAGGAACUUAGUCACUGAAUGAAAUGCAAACAAGACUGGGAAUGUGGUUUGUCACUGAGCAGCAGAUCACUGCCCAGUAGCUCAGAAGAGACAGUUGCUGUAGACUUGUGCUGCUUUGUGUUUUCAUUUCGUAGUUUAGUUUUUUCCCUACAUAUCCUGGCUGUCCUGGACCUCACUACAUAGACUGUGCUGGCCUUAAACACCUCUGGACUGUUGAGAUUAGAGGUCUGUGCCACCACACCUGGCGUAUUUUAUUUUUUAUGCUUUGUGGCAGGGGUGAGGACUCAGGUAUCUGCACAUGAGCCCAGGUGCUUGCAGAGGCUAGAGGCAUCAGAUCCCCUAGAGCUAGAGUUACAAGCAGUUGGCUGCCUGACUUGGGUGUAAGAACUUGAACUCAAGUUUUCUGCAGCAUGUACUCUUAAUCCUUUAGCCCUUCAGCCAUCUUUCUAGUCCCUUCUGUUCUUUUAGAGUCAAUCCUGUGAUCCCCCAGAAACCUUUGCAUGGCAGUGGAGGGUGGAUGGGGUGUGUAAGGGAUCCUAUAUGGGAGACAUUACCCUGCAUUUCUCAUCUGUGGGCCUCAUGCUCUUUUCAGCUAGGAAGUGAGAUGGUUAAGUUGGCCCCAGGCAGACCUAUGCACUUAUUGACUGGGCUUUGAUAGCCUGCCCUGAAACUGAAAUACUGACUUUUGUUAUUCACUCAGGAGCUAAAGAAACUGUGCCAGUGCCUUUCAAUUUUGUCUUUCAAAUAUGAGCGAACAAAACUGAAAGAAGAAAAACAAAUGGAAUAAGCUGCCUGUCUUCUGUGAGAUAGAUGCAAGGCCUUUGAAAAGCUACCCCAUGUUGUCUCAGUGUUUUCAAUGGCCAUGGCCCAGCAGCUCAGGUUACAUGGCCUCUUCCGUAUUGGGAGCUGGGGCAAAUGACACAGCAUAACCAUGCAACCACACUUACAUAACCAUGACUUGGGAGACAGAAUUAAGCUGUGAAUGAACUGCCCAGGACCAAGGAGAUGGUAUUAGAACAAAGUCUGACUUCUGUCAAGCUUGACUUGACAGUCAUCAGCAGGACUCUCAGAGCCUCAGCUCAUGCUAGCAUGGUUUAAGACAGAAUCUUCAGAGUGCAGCUGUUGUCAGAUUUAAUCGAGAGACUAAGUUCUCUAUAGAAACACCCACAUUUGUAUGGAUGAUUGGGGAAAGAUAGUGGCACCAACAAGGGAAAGCUGUCUGACGUUCCAAGAAAAUGAGUAUGCUAAAACCAAGUGGGCUGAAGGCCCCUACCAAGAUCCUUAAGCCUGGAAGCACAGCCUUGAAGACACCUGUUGCUGCUGCAGCUCCAGUGGAGAAGACAAUAUCCAGUGAAAAAGCUGCAGGCCCUCCAUCCUCUGAGACCCAAGAAGAAUUUGUGGAUGACUUUCGAGUUGGAGAACGUGUUUGGGUGAAUGGGAAUAAACCUGGAUUUAUCCAGUUUCUUGGGGAAACUCAAUUCGCACCAGGCCAGUGGGCUGGGAUUGUUUUAGAUGAACCCAUAGGAAAGAACGAUGGUUCGGUGGCAGGAGUUCGGUAUUUCCAGUGUGAACCUUUAAAGGGUAUAUUUACUCGACCUUCAAAGUUAACAAGGAAGGGGCAAGCAGAAGAUGAAGCCAAUGGCCUUCAGACGGCUCAUGUCAGAGCUGCUUCACCUCUGUCCACUGCUGCCCCCACCACGGUGUCCUCUUCUUCAGCCACUCCCUCGAACAUUCCCCACAAACCAUCCCAUUCGACAGCAAAAGAAACACCAUCUCAAAUCAGCAACCUUACGAAAACUGCCAGUGAGUCAAUCUCCAACCUUUCAGAGGCUGGCUCUGUCAAGAAAGGAGAGCGGGAACUCAAGAUUGGAGACAGGGUGUUGGUUGGUGGCACUAAGGCUGGUGUAGUCCGGUUUCUUGGAGAGACGGACUUUGCCAAGGGGGAAUGGUGUGGUGUGGAAUUAGAUGAACCUUUGGGAAAGAAUGAUGGUGCUGUUGCUGGAACAAGGUAUUUUCAGUGUCAACCCAAAUAUGGAUUGUUUGCUCCUGUCCAUAAAGUGACAAAGAUUGGCUUCCCUUCCACUACACCAGCCAAAGCCAAAGCAGCUGCUGUGAGGCGAGUGAUGGCCACCACGCCUGCCAACCUGAAGCGUAGCCCAUCUGCCUCCUCUCUCAGCUCCAUGAGCUCUGUGGCCUCCUCUGUGAGCAGCAAGCCCAGCCGAACAGGACUAUUGACUGAAACCUCCUCCCGCUACGCCCGCAAGAUUUCGGGCACCACUGCCCUCCAGGAGGCGUUGAAGGAGAAACAGCAGCACAUUGAACAGCUGCUGGCUGAGCGGGACCUGGAGCGGGCCGAGGUGGCCAAGGCUACCAGCCACGUGGGGGAGAUAGAGCAGGAGCUAGCCCUGGCCCGGGAUGGGCAUGACCAGCAUGUCCUGGAGCUGGAGGCCAAGAUGGACCAACUGCGAACAAUGGUAGAAGCUGCUGACAGGGAGAAAGUGGAGCUUCUUAACCAACUAGAAGAGGAGAAAAGGAAGGUUGAGGACCUUCAGUUCCGAGUAGAAGAAGAAUCAAUUACCAAAGGUGAUCUUGAGGUGGCUACAGUAUCAGAAAAGUCCCGGAUAAUGGAACUAGAAAAAGAUCUAGCCUUGAGAGUCCAGGAAGUAGCUGAGCUCCGAAGAAGGCUAGAGUCCAGUAAACCUCCCGGGGAUGUGGAUAUGUCUCUUUCUCUUUUGCAAGAAAUAAGUGCUUUGCAAGAAAAGCUUGAAGCCACUCGUACUGAGCACCAGAGCGAGAUAACUUCUCUGAAGGGCCACUUUGGAGCUCGGGAAGAGACAUUUCAGAAGGAGAUCAAGACUCUGCACGCUGCCACCGAAAAGCUUUCCAAAGAGAAUGAGUCCUUGAGAAGCAAGCUUGACCAUGCCAACAAGGAAAAUUCAGAUGUGAUAGCUCUAUGGAAGUCUAAGCUGGAGACCGCCAUCGGAUCCCACCAGCAGGCAAUGGAGGAGCUGAAGGUAUCUUUCAGCAAAGGUAUUGGAACGGACUCAGCUGAAUUUGCUGAGUUAAAGACACAAAUAGAGAGACUGAGACUAGAUUAUCAGCACGAAAUAGAAACUUUACAGAGUAAACAGGACUCUGAGCGGUCUGCUCAUGCUAAAGAGAUGGAGACCCUGAAGACCAAGCUAAUGCAAAUUAUUAAAGAGAAGGAGGACAGCCUAGAGGCCAUCAAAGCCAGACUGGACAGUGCAGAAGACCAGCAUUUAGUGGAAAUGGAGGACACAUUAAAUAAACUGCAGGAGGCUGAAAUAAAGGUAAAGGAGCUAGAGGUUCUCCAAGCCAAGUACAAUGAACAAUCCAAGGUCAUUGGUAAUUUUACAUCACAGCUCCAGGUUGUCGAAGAAAAGCUCUUGGAUCUUGAUGUGCUUCGGAAAGCCAAUUCCGAAGGUAAAUUGGAAAUCGAGACACUUAGACAGCAGCUUGAGGGAGCUGAAAAGCAGAUUAAAAAUUUAGAGAUUGAAAGAAACGCUGAAAGUAGCAAGGCUAAUAGCAUUACCAAAGAGCUCCAGGGAAAAGAGCUAACGCUCAGUAACCUGCAGGACACUUUGAGUGAAGUCAGUCAAGUAAAGGAGACUUUGGAAAAAGAACUGAAGACUUUGAAAGAAAAAUUUGCAGGUGUUUCAGAGGAGGCCAUCUCUGUUCAGAGAAGUAUGCAAGACACUGUAAAUAAGCUGCACCAAAAGGAGGAAGAGUUUAACACAUUGUCUUUUGAACUGGAGAAGUUGAGAGGAAAUUUAACAGAUAUGGAGGCAAAAUUUAGAGAGAAAGAUGAAAGAGAAGAGCAGCUGGUAAAGGCAAAGGAAAAAUUAGAAAAUGACAUUGCAGAAAUAAUGAAGAUGUCAGGAGAUAACUCUUCUCAGCUGACAAAGAUGAACGAUGAAUUACGUCUGAAGGAAAGAUCUGUGGAAGAACUACAGCUAAAACUUACAAAGGCUAAUGAAAAUGCAAGUUUUCUGCAGAAAAGUAUAGGGGAAGUUACUCUUAAAGCUGAACAGACCCAGCAGGAAGCAGCUAAAAGGCAUGAAGAAGAAAAGAAAGAAUUGGAGGAAAAAUUGUUGGAACUGGAAAAGGAGAUGGAAACAAGCCACAACCAGUUUCAGGACCUGAAAGCCAGGUAUGAAAAAGCCAGUUCUGAGACAAAAACAAAGCACGAAGAAAUCCUGCAGAACGUACAGAAGAUGCUGGUAGACACAGAGGAAAAACUGAAGGCUGCUCAAGAGGCGAACAGAGGCCUGAUGCAGGACGUGGAGGACCUGAAAAUGCAGGCGGACAAAGCCAAAUCUCUAACUUGUUUGUUAACAUCAGCCAAAAAAGAGAUUGAAGUAAUGUCAGAAGAGCUGAGGGGUCUGAAGUCAGAGAAGCAGCUUCUUGUGCAGGAGGCCAAUGCUUUACAGUUAGAGAAAGGCUCACUUUUAUCAAAGCUUGUAGAAGCGGAGACCAAGAUAACUUUGCUUCAGGAAGACCAGCAGAAACUGUGGGCAGUAAAUGAAACCCUCCACUUAGAGAAGGAGAAAGUCUCAGAAGAAAAGCAAGUUGCUGAGAAGCGUUAUCAGCAGGAGCAUCGGGAUAAAGAGUCCCUGGCGGCUGAGAGAGAGAAACUGCUUAAGGAAAUCAGUGCUGUGCAGGAGGAGCUCCUGAAGAUGCACAUGGAGAACGACGCCCUGGAAGCCUCCAAGGUGAGCAUGCAGGUGCUCAUCGAGGAGCUCCGCUUUUGCAAGGAUAAGCUGAUGGCCAUGUCGGAGAAGGCCCGGGCAGAGAAAGAGCACCUGGAGGGGCAGGUCAAGAAGCUCACUGCCGAAAACAUGUUCUUGUCGAAAGACAAAGAUGAUGUCAUUCAGAAACUUCAAAGCGCUUAUGAGGAGCUUGUCAAGGACCAGAAAGCCUUGGUCCAGGAGAUCGACGAGCUCACGACUGAGAAGAAGUCAGCCGCGGAGAAGCAGAUGAGCCUGGAUAACACCUGCCUCACCCUAAAGGCAGAGCGGGAGAACCUUCUCCAGAGUAACAGAGACCUGCAGUUUGAGAAGGACACGCUGCGCCAGGGCCAGGAGAAGCUAAGCGCCAGCCUGGAGGCCACUUUGCAGGUCAAACAGCUGCUCACCACGGAGGCGGAGACCCUGCGCGCGCAGCUGGACUGUACCAGCAAAGCGCUGAGGAAGGCGGAGCUGGACAUGAGACAGCUUCAGACCACCAACGCAAGCCUCACGAAGCUCCUGGAAGAGAUUAAGACCUGUCGGGCAAUCACAGACUCGGAGUGUGUCCAGCUUCUCCACGAGAAGGAGAGUUUGGCAGCCUCUGAGAGGAAGCUCCUGGCGGAGAAAGAGGAACUGCUAAGUGAAAAUAGAACCCUCUCUGAAAAACUCAGCAAGCACUCGGAAGAGGCCACUCAUCUUGAGAUGAGCCUAAAUGAGAAGAUCACGUACUUGACUUCUGAGAAGGAGAUGGCUUGUCAGAAAAUCGCUAGGCUUAAAAAGCAGCAGGAUAGUCUCUUGAAAGAAAAAUCAGCACUAGAGACGCAGAAUGGAGAUUUACUUGCUGAGAGGGAAAAUUCUAUCAAAGCCGUAGGUGAUCUUAAAAGAAAGUGUGACCAAGAGGCUGCAAACAGGCGAGUGGCUGUGCAGGAGAAGAUGAAGCUGCUCGGCAGCAUCGAUGCUCUGAAGAAAGAGCUUCAGGAGAGAAAGAAGGAAAACCAAGAGCUGGCCAACAGCAAGUGUGACCUCUCCCUGAUGCUGAAAGAGGCUCAGGAUGCCAGAAGGAAUCUGGAAAAAGAGCACACUAACAUGAUGCAAGCCAAGGAGAGCUUGAAUGCUGAGCUGAAGACUUGCUGCUGUGAGAAGAACAUCUUGCUGAGGGAUGGCUUGAACCUGCAGGAAGAGUGUCAGAAAUUAAAGGAGGAGAUCCGUGAACUUCAACAGACGUUAAUCCUAGAGAAAGAGGCCAGGGCAAAGGAAAACGAGACUUCUUUAUAUGAAAACAACAAACUUCAUGGGAGAAUGGUGCUCUUGGAGGAGGAGAUAAAGGGGUUGAGGGCAUGUACUGAGCAGCUCCAGACUGAGAAUUUUACACUUGUCCAAGAAAAGACAAACUCAGAGCAAAAAGUAGUGGAAAUCAUUAAGGAAAAGGAGCUCCUGAGUGCAGAAACAGCUCAGCUCGCUGCCAACAUUGAGACUCUCAAAAGUGACUUUGCUGCCCUUUCCAAGUCCAAGUUAGAAUUGCAAGAACUACACAGCUGCCUCACCAAGAUCCUGGAUGACCUCCGCCUGAAUCACGAGGUGGCCGUGACCGAGAGAGCCGAGGCGCUUCAGGACAAGAAGAACCUCCUGGCUGAGAAACGAGAACUGAUGCUGAGAAAUGGAGAGGUCCUGAAGGAGAAGGAGAAGCUGGAAGAGAGCUACUUCAUCCUCCAGAAAGAGAUUAGCCAGCUGGCCCAAACCAACAGCCACAUUUCAGCCAACCUCUUAGAAUCCCAAAGUGAAAACCGCACUUUGAGAAAAGACAAGAGCAAGCUUACCCUUAAAAUUAGAGAGCUUGAGACCCUUCACACAUUCACGGCUUCUCAGACUGCAGAAGACGCCAUGCAGAUCAUGGAACAGAUGACCAAGGAGAAGACAGAAACGCUGGCCUCCUUGGAGGAUACCAAGCAGACAAACGCAAAACUGCAGACUGAACUGGACACACUUAAAGAAAACAACUUGAAAAAUGUAGAAGAGCUGAACAAAUCAAAAGAACUUCUGAAUGUAGAGAACCAGAAAAUGGAAGAAUUCAAGAAAGAAAUAGAAACCCUAAAGCAGGCAGCAGCUCAGAAGUCCCAGCAGCUUUCAGCACUGCAAGAAGAAAACGUCAAACUUGCUGAGGAGCUGGGGAGAACACGGAACGAAGUCACAAGUCAUCAAAAGCUGGAAGAAGAAAGAUCUGUACUCAAUAAUCAGUUGUUAGAAAUGAAAAAGAGAGAAUCUGAGUACAUAAAAGACGCUGAUGAAGAGAAAGCUUCCUUGCAGAAAUCCAUCAGUCUCACCAGUGCCUUACUCACAGAGAAGGACGCGGAGCUGGAGAAGCUGAGGAAUGAGGUCACGGUGCUCCGGGGAGAGAACGCCUCUGCCAAGUCCCUGCAUUCAGUUGUGCAGACGCUGGAGUCUGAUAAGGUGAAGCUUGAGCUCAAGGUCAAGAACUUGGAGCUUCAACUCAAGGAGAACAAGAGGCAGCUCAGCAGCUCCUCAGGUAAUACUGAUGCCCAGGCAGAAGAGGAUGAGAGAGCCCAGGAGAGUCAGAUUGAUUUCCUCAAUUCGGUAAUAGUGGACCUUCAAAGAAAGAAUCAAGACCUUAAGAUGAAGGUGGAGAUGAUGUCUGAAGCUGCUCUGAAUGGCAACGGGGAUGACCUGAAUAGCUAUGACAGUGAUGACCAGGAGAAACAAUCCAAGAAGAAACCCCGCCUCUUCUGUGACAUUUGUGACUGCUUUGAUCUCCACGAUACAGAGGACUGCCCCACCCAGACACAGAUGUCAGAAGACCCUCCACAUUCUACGCACCACGGCAGUCGGAGCGAGGAGCGGCCAUACUGUGAGAUCUGUGAGAUGUUUGGGCACUGGGCAACCAACUGCAAUGACGAUGAGACCUUCUGAGGGAGCCUCAGGGCGGGACUGGGCUUCUUCAGACUCCAUCAUCCAAGCCGCUUUCCACCAGCAUCGCGUGUGCCACUUCACAAGAACUUGUUAUUUUUUGACUCCGUCAGCAAAUCUAAGAAAAUAUUUUGAUCUUCAGCACAUUACCCUUCAUUUCCUCUCAUAAGUUAAAAUAAAUAUUUGGUAGGUGGCUUUCCUUCCAUCUUCAUUUUCUGGAUUUUUAAGAUUUAAGACAUUGCAUCGGGUGCCAUUGCUUUUCUGUUCCUAAAGAAACAUCGUGGGACAAGCUGGACCCUGACACCAUCUUAUUUAAGAAACGUUAAAUUGCCGGGCGUUGGUGGCGCACGCCUUUAAUCCCAGCACUUGGGAGGCAGAGGCAGGUGGAUCUCUGUGAGUUUGAGGCCAGCCUGGUCUACAGAGAGAGUUCCAGGACAGCCUCCAAAACAAUACAAAGAAACCCUGUCUCGAAAAAAAAAAAAAAAAAAGAAACGUUAAAUUAUACCGUUAUUUCUCAUAUUUGCACUAAAAUAUUUCCUGGCUACAUAUGUAUAUUUAGGGUUUUUGCUGUUAUUGUUGUUAUGCUUUAACACUGGAAUGAGUUGCAAAAAAUGUGCCACUUUGCAUUUUCAUGUACUCAUUUAAAUAAUUUUAUUCUAAAUAUCCAAGCUCUCUGCACUACCUGCUCUCAGUAGUGCCUUUUUCCAGGCUUGACAAUACAUAGGUGUGAUUAUAAAUCAUGAAACAGGUAAAAGGGAGGGGAAUGCCCCAAACUGCUGUGGGGACAUUUAUAGUCUACAUGCUGCACCCACAGACCCAACAGUGGUGUUUUCUUUAUCAGUUUUACAUAAUUUCAACCUCUAUAUAUUAUAUGUAUAUAUAUAUUUUUAAAAAUCUAUAUUUUGGGAAAAACUAUAUACAAUGUGUCUUCUUUUCAGAUUUUUUUUACCUUUAUGAAUAAGAAAACACAUAAAAGGCUCAUCAGGAUGUAACUGACCAGUCCAGAAACAGCAUCUGUGGCUUCCUACCUGUUGUCUUCCUUUCCAUGUUUCUAACCAGAUCUGAGGAUCUGGGAGAACGGCCUCCAGCUGUUUGGUUUAUUUCCCUUCUUUAGCAGAUAAUCCCAGUAGUGAACUAAGCCACUCUGCAACAGCUAAACUAACUGAUCUACAGCCCUGCUUUAUGUGUUUGUGGGGUUUUUACUGUAUUUUUUAAUGAAUGUACGAUGAGAAAUUCAACAUGAAUAAUUUUGAAUUUUCUUAUCACAAAAAGAUAAAACGAAGGACCUCAUCAUACAAAAGAGUUUAUCAGUCAGUCUGAGUCUGUCUUCACUUGAAUGUUUUUGAGAAUAUGUAAAAAGGAAUUAAAUGCACCUUCAUGCAGCCUGCAUGAUAAGAACUUCCAUCAUUGUAUAUAAACCUUUGUCAUAUCCCCCUCAAGAUUAUCCACUGUGCUUGACGAGUGAACAUUAAAUAAAUCUGUUACCAGUUGACAUUUUUGGUUAAUAAAGCUAUAGGAAUUAUUUCACAAACAAAAUAUGUAAAGCAGUAUUAAAAUCUGAGUCAUGUACCUACUUUAA